Gossypium raimondii (Peruvian cotton) is the source of this 2243-nucleotide messenger RNA. RefSeq names its product cyclin-D1-1. The record is from RefSeq and is a predicted model, not a curated record. Gene Ontology annotation, cellular component: cyclin-dependent protein kinase holoenzyme complex; nucleus; cytoplasm. Gene Ontology annotation, molecular function: cyclin-dependent protein serine/threonine kinase regulator activity. Gene Ontology annotation, biological process: mitotic cell cycle phase transition; regulation of cyclin-dependent protein serine/threonine kinase activity. NCBI's taxonomy places the organism in Eukaryota, Viridiplantae, Streptophyta, Magnoliopsida, Malvales, Malvaceae. Bases 287 to 1273 code for a protein of 328 amino acids. The transcript has 6 exons.
AAAAUCCUCAGAUUUUAUAUCCCAAGUCCCAACCCAACAGAUACAAUUCAACAAUCAACAACUUCAAACCCAAAACCAUUCCUCCUUCUCUCCCUCCUCCUCCUCCUCCUCCUCCUCCUUAUCCGUCGCUCACCCGCACACCGGCACCCGUUUUAAAAUAUUAUCUCCGCCGCUUUGUUUCGACAUCGGGGAUUUCUAAAUCUACUGGUGGCUAUGGAGAGAUAAUGAGGAAGUUUGAGCGGCUACCAUUGCCGUCAUCGUUAGUAUCAUCAAAACCACUAUCAAUAUGUCGUUAUCAUGUUCCGAUCGCUUCACGGACUUACUCUGCGCCGAGGAUUCCGACGAGGUGUUAUCCGGCGAGUCGCCGGCAUGCUCGUCGGAGCUGGACUCUCAGGCGUCCUGCAUCGAGGAGUCCAGCAUCGAUGGCUUUAUUGAAGAUGAGACAAACUUCGUCCCCGGAUUUGAUUACCUUGCUCGGUUUCAGUGUCAAUCUCUUGACGCGUCGGCUCGAGAAGCAUCGGUUGCAUGGAUUCUAAAGGUACAAGCAUAUUACAAUUUGCAGCCUUUAACGGCUUAUCUUUCCGUCAACUACUUGGAUCGGUUUUUGUAUUCCCGCCGCUUGCCGCAAGCUAGUGGGUGGCCAUUGCAACUUUUAUCUACUGCUUGCUUGUCGUUAGCGGCCAAGAUGGAGGAACCUCUAGUUCCAUCUCUUUUAGAUCUUCAGGUAGAGGGUGCGAAAUAUAUAUUUGAACCAAAAACAAUUCAAAGAAUGGAACUGCUUGUGCUAACGGUAUUGGAUUGGAGACUGCGAUCAGUAACACCAUUCAGUUUCAUUGAUUUCUUUGCAUGCAAGCUCGAUCCAACAGGAACUUUUCUCGCCUUUUUGAUUUCAAGGGCGACCGAUAUUAUUUUAUCCAAUAUCAAAGAGGCGAGCUUUCUAGAGUAUCGGCCAUCAAGCAUUGCUGCUGCAGCGAUACUUUGUGCAGCCAAUGAGAUACCAAACUUAUCUCUUUUUAAUCCUGAACAUGCUGAGUCAUGGUGCGAUGGACUGAGCAAGGAGAAAAUCCUUAGCUGCUACAGGUUAAUGCAAGAGCUUGUGGUUGACAAUGCCAGGAGGAAACCACCCAAGAUGUUACCUCAGCUUCGAGUAUCAAUCCGAGGCAGAAUGAGGUCCAGUGACUCAUCUUCCUCAUCUUCUUCAUCACCUUCAUACAAAAGGAGAAAAUUAAAUAACUGCUUGAGGGUGGAUGAUGAUGACAGAAACUCCAAGUAAGGGGAGAAGGGGAAAUAAUAAAUAAACAAUAAAUAAGGGGGAGAAAGGAAAGGAAAAAUGGUGGCCCUAGUUGUCUAUAAACCUCAAUAUAUAUAUAUAUUGGUUGGAGGGUCAGGGUUUUGAGAGUAAAUUGACCUUGGAGAGUGAUGUAGAUUCUAUAGUAUAAAUAUAUAAAUGUGCAUGUAAGAGUUUGGAGAUGGAUUAAAUAUAAUGGUGGGUGGGGUGGCUGGCUUUGCAGAUUCCCAAGGGAGUGGGGGUGUUGGUUUGUUACAUAAAUAUAUUGGUGAGAGAAAGUUAGGGAAAAGAAAAGCAUGUUUAAUAUUUAGAGGAAGUCAUAAGGUGUGAAAGGCUAGAAGAAUUGAUUGUUGAACGAACAUAUGAAAGGGUGGGGAGGAGAUGGCGGGUCCCUUAACCACAGCCGAAAGCAAAGCAGAGGAAAUUUUCUGAGAUGGGUUUGGCGGAUUUACGGGUUCAACGUUGAAGCUUGAGCUGUUUUUUGUGGUCAUUGAGAUCAUGAGAUUGAUUAAAGUCAAGCUUCCCAUCUGAUGAAAUAAAUUAAAUAUCAAAACCAAAGGAACAAUAAAUUUGGGUUUUUUUUCGAGUGGAUUGUGUGUUCACGCGUUUGGCAUGUGUGGCACGCAGGUGUGUAUGUGUGCUUUUUUGGCGGGAAAUGCCUCUUUCUGUUUUUUUGUUCAGUUCCUUUCUUUCUUAAUGGCCUUGGCCUAACCUAUUACCGGAUUUUAUCCGGUGGUGUUCUUGCGUGCGAUGGUAACACGUGUGCAUAUAUUUUUCCUUUUUUAUUUUAAUUAUUUUAUUUUUUUCUACAAAAACAAAUUUCCUCCGAGGAGAAGGAAAACCUCUUUCAUGACCAGUUUUUGGUCUCAACAUAUACGAAAGGUCUUUGGGGCCUUUUUGAACUUUGUUGUAUUCAAUUCGUGAAUAAAUAAAAACUCAUUAUUUAGUAUUGUAA